AGGGACUGCUGCUUCUUUUUGACGAGCAGCUUUGAGCCUUCUCACCGCUUCUUCGACAUUCAGCGAACACACCAAGAACUUGCUCUUCGACAGUCGCGAACAGAGAGUCUCAGACACGGUCAAUUGCGAAGACAUCAAGCCUUCUCAAAUUCAACUGGUUCGAAGUCCUCAAUCCUCACUCCUCUAACCUUCUAAGUUUUCACUUCUCAGAUUACUCAACAAAGUAACAAGCUCAAGAUGGCCUUUAGAGGACGAGGACGAGGACGUGGAUUUGGGGGUGGAGGAUUUCACAGCGCUAAGCAAGAGCCAUUUGUACUCUUUCCGGACAUUGAAAACUUCCCUGAUGCCAAAAGUGUGACUGAAGAAACUACUUUAGUUGUUUUGAAUUCAAGGUUGCAGAAAUUUUGGAAUUCUUCUCCUUAUUAUAUCAAAGACAAAGAUCAAGGAGAAAAUGCAAUAUCCAAGCUUUCACAGUUCAUGAAGAUGAGUUUCAAAUAUGUUCCUGCUGAACUAGCUAAAGGUUCGAAACAGGAGAAACAAGGCAAAGAAAAAGUGCGAUGGAAACCAGAUUCAGAUGCGCAGAAAUUAGAUCUCUUUGAGAAGCUUGAAAAGAAGCAUCAGGGCCAAGAUGAGAAAGGUGGAAAGGAGAAGAAAGAAGAUGAAAACGAGGAAGAAGAUGAUGAAAGAAUGGAAGAGGAGGAUGAAGAAUUUAGCGAUGAUGGUGAUUAUAAUCAGAACAUUGAUUUUGAUGACGAUGAAGAUGACUUCAACAUGGAUGAUAAUGAUGGUGAUGAACCAAUGUACUAAAUGCUACUACAGGAACUGUUUUCUGUCUUCCCUCAACUUGACAAGUAAGAAGAAACGGAGGCACUCCUUUUCCCAAAUCAAAUCAGUAAGCUUGCUAAGACAACAACAGGCAGAGACCCUUGUAUUUCUUUUUCUUAAUUGAUUAGGAAGGAUCUUAGGUUUUCUUCGUAAUGCAAAAUAGGGGAAUUAUAAUGUGGGAUGCUGGAACUCAGUUAAUUGUUUAUGCUGUCGGGAGAGUUGGUCAAAUUUAUCUCAUUUAAAUGUUUGGUUAUCUUGUACGGAUUUCAAGCUUCCAACGAACAACGAUUAAAUCUAUUAUGCAGAACAGCAGUCGCGGGAGCCUCGUGCGCUGGGCUGCCCUUGUACAAUUUCUGGAUAUAUACUAUUGUUAGAUGUUAUUGUUUGUAGGUAAGAGGAGAUAAAAUUUGGAAAUUUAGAGAUGGCAAGCGGAAGACUUGGACCCAAACUUUCAUUUGGUGGGAUACCACUUAGGCUAAGCUUUGAUAUAUCUUUGAAAAGAAGCAUCAUGCCAUCAUAUGCUAUGACCUAGUGAAGUUCUAAAAGUUUUACUUUACAGUCUUUCAACUGACCUUGAGAGAUUUAUAUAAUCUUUAAGGAGAACAUUUUAAACUAAUUGGCAACUUGUAUUUCAAAUAUAUAAGGAGUCAAAUUAAUGUUAUUGUUACGUCAAAUUCAAUGUGAAUUCUAAA
This is a messenger RNA of Cornus florida, 1517 nucleotides long. RefSeq lists its product as uncharacterized. Lineage: Eukaryota; Viridiplantae; Streptophyta; Magnoliopsida; Cornales; Cornaceae. The transcript is spliced from 11 exons. Gene Ontology annotation, cellular component: RNA polymerase III complex. Bases 238 to 807 code for a protein of 189 amino acids. The record is from RefSeq and is a predicted model, not a curated record. Gene Ontology annotation, biological process: transcription by RNA polymerase III.